AUGUACGACCUCAUGUCUCGUCUGGUUCGGAAUGAAACUCCGUAUCUGUUUUGGACCACACGACGAGACGACAUAGAGUAUCGUAACUUACAGAACGAGCAGAUGAUCAAUCACUAUGCAAAUUCAGGAACAUUUACCACCAAGGUGGGACUUUGUGUGAAUCUACGUAAUCUUCAGUGGUUCGACACAGCGGAUCCUGACACUUUCUUCCCACGAUGCUACAGGCUUGGGGCAAAAGAUGAAAAGCAUGCAUUCAUAGAGGAUUUCAGGAGAACCGCCUGCACCAGCCUGUUGCAGUAUGUGGUUGAGAAAAGAGACCGAGCAGAGCCCGAAGAGGAACAAAGUGCCAAAAACGGAUUUCACAAUUCACAUCAUCGACCGGUGGGUCCUGAGAUCAUUGACAUGGCUUUACGGGUGUGUCAAGACUUCCUCAGUGGUUUGAAUCAUGCAGACAUUGAUGUGACUGCGGAAACUCCCCCCUCAGUGGACGAACAGCAGUGGGAAAAUUUUCUGCAAAAAUACUACAGGAUUGUGCAUAAAGGCGCUCAGAUCAGGGGCAGCAGUGCGUUUGUGGAUUGUUGCAAAGCCAUGCUGGCCAAACUGCGGGAGGUUUGUCCUCAGCUGGACACGGACGGCCUGAAUAACAUCUGGAUCAUCAAACCCGGUGCAAAGUCAAGAGGAAGAGGCAUUAUGUGCAUGAAUCGCCUGGAGGAGAUUUUAGCGCUGGUGGACGCUGACAGAGCUGUGACAAAGGAGAGUAAGUGGGUGGUCCAGAAAUACCUGGAAUGUCCCUUCUUGGUCCACGGCACCAAGUUUGACGUCCGUCAGUGGUUCCUGGUCACGGACUGGAAUCCUUUGACCGUCUGGUUCUACAAAGAGUGCUACCUGCGGUUCUCAACUCAGCCCUACUCAACACACACUCUGGACAGCUCUGUUCACCUGUGUAACAACUCCAUCCAGAAGCACCUCCAGGCGUCUCGUGACCGUCACCCCGGCGUGCCCGAAGACAACAUGUGGUCCUGCUCCCAGUUCUGGUCUUUCCUGCAGCAGCAGGGCCGUGAGUCAGAGUGGAAGUCCGUGGUGGUCCCUGGCAUGCAGCAAGCCGUCGUCCAUGCCCUGCAGACAGCCCAGGACCUGGUGGAGCCCCGGAAAGCCAGCUUCGAGCUCUAUGGAGCUGAUUUUAUGUUAGGUAGAGAUCUGAGGCCCUGGCUCCUGGAGAUAAACGCCAGCCCGACCAUGGCCUGCUCCACCCCUGUGACCGCCAAGCUCUGCCCUGCUGUGCAAGUGGACACUCUGAGAGUCGUGCUGGACCGUCGGGCUGAUCCCACUGCUCACACUGGAGGCUUCCAGCUCAUCUAUAAACAGGCUGCAGUUGAAGUUCCUCAGUAUGUGGGAGUGAACCUGCUGGUGGAAGGAGCCCCUAUAAGGCAACCUCGACCUCUGCUUCAGAGACAAACUGUUGUUCCUAACAUACCUCUCAGUGCCCAGUCCGUCCCCGAGCGAUCGUCUUCACAGAAGAGGAGACAGAAGUCGUCAGGUCAGAGGCCAGAAAAAGUCUCUGUUUCCCGCCUGUCAGGGAAGGAUAACCACGAGAAGAAGACAACAACGGCUCCAAAGAGGGAAGACGAGAUGAAAACAGAAAUUCAGGACAUCUGUGGUUACAGCAGGUCCCGUCGCAGCGCGACGUGUGAACACCCUGUGCUGGAGCGCACCAAGCCCCAGAGAAACGCUGCCUCCUGUCGGAGUGUCAACAGGUCAACACUGGUGCCAAGAACUCUUUCCUUCUCCCUCAGUCCUCCUCGCAGCCAGUCAGAGCAGAAACCUCAGUCCAAAUGCAAACCCUUCCUUCCAACAACAACUUCAGGACCUCAACACAAGAAGAGAUCCCGGACAUUUCUCUCAUUCCAGGGUCGCCUCCCAAGCCUGGACGUCUAUCACUUGCAACCAAAUAUUGUGGCAGGAGCUGCAGUCCGUGGUGAUUCUCAUCCCGGCAUUCACAAGCAUCAGUCACUCCAACACAAACAGAUGCAGAGGAGAAUGAACAAGGGAACCAUAAACAGAAUGCAGGAGGAUGAAGAGCAGCGAGAAGCGCAGAAGAGUCUGUAA
Molecule: messenger RNA, 2106 nt
Organism: Salarias fasciatus (jewelled blenny)
Lineage: Eukaryota; Metazoa; Chordata; Actinopteri; Blenniiformes; Blenniidae
Gene: ttll3
Product: tubulin tyrosine ligase-like family, member 3
Exons: 9
Coding region: 1-2106 (701 amino acids)
Biological process (GO): cilium movement; protein polyglycylation; cilium assembly
Cellular component (GO): microtubule cytoskeleton; axoneme
Molecular function (GO): protein-glycine ligase activity, initiating
Source: RefSeq, a predicted model, not a curated record